Molecule: messenger RNA, 2358 nt
Organism: Tachyglossus aculeatus (Australian echidna)
Lineage: Eukaryota; Metazoa; Chordata; Mammalia; Monotremata; Tachyglossidae
Product: basic proline-rich protein-like
Exons: 8
Coding region: 1-2358 (785 amino acids)
Source: RefSeq, a predicted model, not a curated record
AUGGGAGAAACUGAAAGUGAAAAGCUGGAAAUUCAGGAAGCUGAGCGUGGGCCCAAAAAGACGUUGCUUCUCCCUCUGAGCUCCAGGAAGGGGAAGCCUCUCCGCGAGCGCCCCCUCGAGUCCACCCUGAACCCUGUGCGAGCCUCUCCACGAGCGCCCCCCGGCGGCCGACCCGAGCCUCUCCGCGAGCGGCCCCCGGCGGCCGACCCGAGCCUCUCCGCGAGCGCCCCCCGGCGGCCGACCCGAGCCUCUCCGCGAGCGCCCCCUCGAGUCCACCCUGAACCCUGUGCGAGCCUCUCCACGAGCGCCCCCCGGCGGCCGACCCGAGCCUCUCCGCGAGCGGCCCCCGGCGGCCGACCCGAGCCUCUCCGCGAGCGCCCCCUGGAGUCCACCCUGAGCCCUGCCCGAGCGUCUCCGCGAGCGCCCCCGGCGGCCGGCCCGAGUCUCUCCGCGAGCGCCCCCUGGCGGCCGACCCGACCUCCCCGCGAGCGGCCCCUCGAGUCCACCCUGAGCCCUGCCCGAGCCGCUGCGCGAGCGCCCCCCGUCUCUCCGCGAGCGCCCCCUGGAGUCCACCCUGAGCCCUGCCCGAGCCUGUCCGCGAGCGCCCCCCGGCGGCUGACCCGAGCCUCUCCGCGAGCGCCCCUCGGCGGCCGACCCGAGCCUCUCCGCGAGCGCCCCCUCGAGUCCACCCUGAGCCCUGCCCAAGCCUGUCCGCGAGCGCCCCCUGGCGGCCGAUCCGAGCCUGUCCGCGAGCGCCCCCUGGCGGCCGACCCGAGUCUCUCCGCGAGCGCCCCCCGGCGGCCGACCCGAGCCUCUCCGCGAGCGCCCCCUCGAGUCCACCCUGAACCUUGUGCGAGCCUCUCCACGAGCGCCCCCCGGAGGCCGACCCGAGCCUCUCCGCGAGCGGCCCCUCGAGUCCACCCUGAGCCCUGCCCGAGCCUCUGCGCGAGCGCCCCCCGGCGGCCCACCCGAGUCUCUCCGAGAGCGCCCCCUCCAGUCCACCCUGAGCCCUGCCCGAGCCUCUGUGCGAGCGCCCCCGUCUCUCCGCGAGCGCCCCCUCGAGUCCACUCUGAGCCCUGCCCGAGCCUCUCCGCGAGCGCCCCCCGGCGGCCGACCCGAGCCUCUCCGCGAGCGCCCCCUCCAGUCCACCCUGAGCCCUGCCCGAGCCUCUGCGCGAGCCUCUGCGCAAGCGCCCCCCGGCGGCCGACCCGAGCCUCUGCGCGACGCCCCCUCGAGUCCACCCUGAGCCCUGCCCGAGCCUCUCCGCGAGCGCCCCCUGGAGUCCACCCUGAGCCCUGCCCGAGCCUCUCCGCGAGCGCCCCCCGGCGGCCAACCCGAACCUCUCCGCGAGCGCCCCCUCGCGUCCACCCUGAGCCAUGCCCGAGCCUCUCCGCGAGCGCCCCCUCGAGUCCACCCUGCGCCCUGCCCGAGCCUCUCCGCGAGCGCCCCCUGGAGUCCCCCCUGAGCCCUGCCCGAGCCUCUCCGCGAGCGCCCCCCGGCGGCCGACCAGAGUCUCUCCGCGAGCGCCCCCUGGCGGCCGACCCGAGCCUCUCCCGCCCCCUGGAGUCCACCCUGAGCCCUGCCCGAGCCUCUCCGCGAGCGCCCCCCGGCGGCCGACCCUUGCCUCUCCGCGAGCGCCCCCUCGCGUCCACCCUGACCAAUGCCCGAGCCUCCCCGCGAGCGCCCCCCGGCGGCCGGCCCGAGUCUCCCCGCGAGCGCCCCCUGGCGGCGGCCUCUCCCUGUAGACUGGAGGCUCCCGGGGGGCAGGGAACGCCGGAGACCCUUUCCCGAUUUCAAAAGCGGACUUGUUUUCCCCUCCGGAUUUCUCCCCUGGAUCGUGAGCCCCGCGAGAAACGGGGACCGCCUGUUGUGGCGGGACGCAUCCCAGCGUUUAGCACAGGGCUGGUGCUCAAUAAAUACCGGAGCCGACGCGAGUAUGUGAUCCGUGACGGGAAGCUCCGGGAUAAACCGCCGGAGGUGUUCCUCCCGGGGGGACGGGGAGUCAUUGCCGGAGGAAGUUGGCAGAAGAUAUUUCUAGGAUCAAAAACGAUACACAAUUUCAGUUCUUUAUCCGAUGCCGACAUCGAACGGAUUCCAGACCCAAUCCGGACGCUCCGCGGGCUGCCCGGUCUGGAAAACGGCAUCCGGUUAGGUGACACAAUUCCUCCCCCACCAGAUCCCAAAGCUGUCAAGGGAAACAAGCCCUCUGGCCUCCGUCUGCACCAUCCGUCCGGCAGCUGGCCUUCCCGAACUCCAUCAGCACCAUCCGUCCGGCAGCUGGCCUUCCCAGUAAACGCCAACCCCAUUUUAAUCAACCAGCUCCACGGUUUUAAAGGCAGAAAGACCCACGCUUCCUAA